AGAAGGCUGCACUCUGAUUUUCUCUAUCCAGCUGUGCAGGGGCUUUGCAUUCGGGGCUGAACAUCUGAUAGAUUCCACCAUGAGCUGCAGCAUCAAGAGAACAUCGAGUACCUCCUACAGGAGCGGAGGAGCGGGAGGCAUCUGUGGUGGCGGCGGCGCUGGCCGGAGCUCCUCCGUCUCCUGCAGGCGAUAUGCCUCCUCCGUGAUAGGCGGGGGGAGCUCUGCGGGGGGAGCGUGCAGCAUCGGCUACGGGGGGGGCAUGAGCGCUGGCAGCCUCGCUGGGGGCUUCGCUGGGGGCCUGGGAGGAGGCUUCGGUGCCGGGAUGGGAGGAGGCUUCGGUGGCGGGUUUGCAGGAAGCUUUGGGAUGGGGGGAGACGCCCUGCUGAGCGGCAACGAGAAGGUCACCAUGCAGAACCUCAACGACCGCCUGGCUUCCUACCUGGACAAGGUGCGGAGGCUGGAGGAAGAAAAUGCUCAGCUCGAGCACCACAUCCGCGAGUGGUACAGGAAGCAAGCUCCCACCGCCUCAAAGGACUACAGCUCCUACUACCAGACCAUCGAGCAGCUCCAGAACCAGAUCAUUUCUGCCACUGUGGACAACAACAAGAUGCUCCUGGACAUUGAUAACAGCAAGAUGACUGCUGAUGACUUCCGAAUGAAGUAUGAGAAUGAGCUGGUCAUCCGUCAAACUGUGGAGGCUGAUGUUAACGGCUUGAGAAAUCUUCUGGAUGAACUGACCCACACUCGGUCUUCACUGGAAUCCGAGCUUGAGUCCCUGAAGGAGGAGCUGAUUGCUAUUAAGAGGAACCACGAAGAGGAACUGAGACAGCUGCAGUCUCAGACUGGUGGCGACGUGAGCGUGGAGGUCAAUGCUGCUCCUGGUGAAGACUUGACAAAGAUACUAAACGACCUGAGAUGCGAGUACGAGCAGAUCAUUGAGAAGAACCGCAGAGAGGUUGAGCAGUGGUAUGAAGUCAAGAUCGAAGAAGUCAACCGGCAGGUCACUUCUAGCAGCCAGGACAUCCAGACAAGCAGCCACCAGCUCACGGAACUGAGACGCGAAAUGCAGAACCUGGAGAUCGAACUGCAGGCGCAGCUCAGCACGAAAAACUCGCUGGAGAACUCCUUGGCAGAAACCGAAUCUCGCUACGGCUGCCUGCUGCAACAAAUCCAAGGGCAGAUUAACUCCGUAGAGGAGGAGCUGGCCAGCAUCCGCUGCGAGAUGGAGAGCCAGAACCAGGAGUACAAGAUGCUGCUGGGCAUCAAGACCCGCCUGGAACAGGAGAUCGCUCAGUACCGCGCACUGCUGCAGGAGGGACAGCAAGACCUUGUAAUGCCUCAAGGAGCUCCCCAAGGCGCUCUCCAAGGAGGAAGAACCUCCCACUCCUAUUCUUCCACUUCCUACUCUCACGGACAAUCUGUUGAGAAGUCAGGACAAUCAAGAGUGUGUUAAGACACCACCAAUGCUCUGGUCUUCUCUGAUCUUCCUACUUCCACCUGAACAGUCCCGGGUACAAAGUGCUAAUACACAGCACGUGCACCGUGUGCCUACCCAGUGCACAGACUGAUCUACAAACAUCAUUCACGAAGUCAAAAGGAAUCACUGCCGGGACUCUCCUAAAAUUAUCUACUUCUUCCUUUUGUAUUGUUUUUCAUAAUGCAGUCACUGUAAUCUUUGUACAGUAAUCUGCAGUGCCAUUGGCAUCUACUUUCUGCUGGUAACAGUGCCUCUAAUAAAACUUUACUUUUCUGCAAUGCAAA
This is a messenger RNA of Cygnus olor (mute swan), 1761 nucleotides long. RefSeq names its product keratin, type I cytoskeletal 16-like. Gene Ontology annotation, cellular component: keratin filament. Gene Ontology annotation, molecular function: structural molecule activity. The coding region runs from base 80 to 1453 and encodes 457 amino acids. The transcript has 8 exons. The record is from RefSeq and is a predicted model, not a curated record. NCBI's taxonomy places the organism in Eukaryota, Metazoa, Chordata, Aves, Anseriformes, Anatidae.